Cucumis sativus (cucumber) is the source of this 1203-nucleotide messenger RNA. RefSeq lists its product as uncharacterized. Lineage: Eukaryota; Viridiplantae; Streptophyta; Magnoliopsida; Cucurbitales; Cucurbitaceae. The record is from RefSeq and is a predicted model, not a curated record. Gene Ontology annotation, molecular function: protein binding. Bases 1 to 1203 code for a protein of 400 amino acids. The transcript has a single exon.
AUGGAGAAGAUGGAGAAAAUGAUUUGUGAGAGUAAGAAGAUGAUCAUGGAUUGGGGAAGACUUCCAACUUGUAUUGGUACAACAAUCUUCUCUAAACUUGUUAUCUCCAAUUUACCUAUUUGUAGGUUAGUCUGUAGAACUUGGAAUCAUAUAGUUUUGGAUUAUGCUUCUGCUACUCAAUUUCAAUGUCUUACUACGGCUUUGCUUAUCUGCACAAAUGAUGAAGCUAUUAGUUUCUUGGAUGAUAGUUCUAAAGUUAAUUGCAAUGCCACAAUGCAAUGCAUGGAUUUUGAUUCCAGAAAGCAUUUGCAUGCAAACUUUGAUUUGGAUUCCGAACUGAUGAAAUCUCCAUCGUUAUUGUUUGAUGGCAAUUGGAGUAUCCAUAUAAUAAGCCAAUGCAAUGGAUUGUUGUACGUUAUCACGAAUAAUUAUGAAUAUCAUGGCUUGUAUAAUCAUGGCAUAUUUAAUCCUAUGACGAAUGAGUUCAUUCAAAUUCCUUGGCAUGAUGAAUAUGGAUAUGAUGUGAUUGGAUUUGGUUGUGGCAUUUCCACAAAGCAAUACAAAUUGUUUAGAGUUAGAACCACUUUUCCUAGAGGAGGAGAAGGGAGGAAAGGAAUGGAAAUGGAUGUGUUGAGGUUUGGUAACGACAACAAAUGGAGAUACCUACCUUUUCUGCCUUCACCAUCUCACGUCUUUGUUUGCAGUGCGUAUUUGAAUGGAGUGAUCUAUUGGUUGGGAAAAGUAGAAGCUAAAGAGAACGAGGUGGUCAUACAUGCUUUUGAUGUUGAAACUGAAAAAUUUGAAUCAAGUACUAUUUUGGAUGUCGGUCUAGUUGACCAAGAGUCCUUGAACCUUUAUAAAUUUAAAGAAACCAUUUAUGCAACCUUCAUCGAGAUGACUUAUGAUUCCAUUCAAGUAUGGAAGAUGCAAGAGAAAGGUUCAUGGAUUCCGGAAGUACUUGUUAUGGAUGACAUACCAAAUCAUUGGAGAGACCUUACGAUCAUUGAAGCCUUAGAAGAUAGAGAGACGAUCUUGUGCAUGGUCAAUUUUCGAUUUUUUUGCUUCUAUAAUUCUAUCUUUGGGAGGAGGAGGAAGAAGGUCAUACCAAGGUAUCGAGAGAAAACAAGGUUUCGAAGUAUAUGGAAAAUAGAAUCCUUGAAUUUUGGUUCUUUAUCAAAUAUUUUGUCGGGUGAAUGUCAAUAA